Austrofundulus limnaeus is the source of this 6788-nucleotide messenger RNA. RefSeq names its product mediator of DNA damage checkpoint 1 (gene mdc1). The record is from RefSeq and is a predicted model, not a curated record. Gene Ontology annotation, molecular function: protein binding. Bases 333 to 5987 code for a protein of 1884 amino acids. Gene Ontology annotation, cellular component: nucleus. The transcript is spliced from 11 exons. NCBI's taxonomy places the organism in Eukaryota, Metazoa, Chordata, Actinopteri, Cyprinodontiformes, Rivulidae.
GGAGUUAGCCAACGUUUAUUUUAAUGUUGACCGGAUGUGUAAUUGUUGUGAUUUUGACAGAUAUACUACUAAAAGUAUUAUCAGAAUUGCUGACGUCUSUUAAGAUAUUUCAUAUUUACUGAAUGUUAGCACGAGUUAAACGGACAACGUGCGGCUGAUGAAGGUUAGUUUUACUGGUAACAUAUUGGUUUAAUAGCCGCGGAGGCUAAAGUCCACCAGUUUCAGUCAGGCGUCUCAAGCUAACGCGAGUUAGCUUUAGAAGAUGUUAGUAUUGAAGCCAACUGUUUUUGUGUUAACGUUUUGUAGUCAUCCUGCUUCACACUCUGGUAGGAAUGGAUGCUACUCAGGCGAUCAGUGACUCAAUUUUAGAGUCUGACGAGGAAGAAAACAUAGAAGAGAAUCAAAAUAAGAGAGGAAGACAACUGGCUAAACUUUGCAUCUUAAAAAACCCACACCUCCCUGAGACAGAGUUGCCCCUCUUUUUGGGAGAUAACAUUCUGGGCCGUGACCCAAGUGUCUGCUCACUACCACUGCCUGCUUCCUCAGUGUCCAAGCAACACGCCACCAUCUGCAUCUCUGUUUACARAAGAAGAGGUUUCCACAAUGACGUGGACAUGGAGGCUUUGGUUUGGGACCUAGGCAGCAUGAACGGGACCCGUAAGGGACGGCUUAAACUGACCCCUAACGUCCGCUAUGCCCUCAGUGAAGGCGACAGCUUAGUUUUAGCAGACAUCCCGUGCCAGUAUGUGAGCUGCAGUGCACGUUCAGUUUCUUCCCAAGAUGACAUGAAAACUCCAGGGAGCAGAAAUUCAAGAAUAAAGACAGUGUUGCUGGAUGGUUUGGGAGCUGCUGACAGAGUCGGUACGAAAUGUGUCAAUGGUGGAACGGGGACGAAGAAGAGCUCGGUCAGAGGCAGCUGUCUGUCCUUUGAGCAAACGCCGACGCAACCUCAGGGGAGCCUGGUCCCAGAUUCUGACUCAGACUCAGGCAGUGAAAGAGGAGGGAGAGGAGACCGAAGACAGAAGACACAAGUGUCUGAUUCUGACUCCCAUAAAUCCAGUCCCAACUCUUCAGGAUUCCUAAGUCCCCCAAACAAAACCGUCCCUGAAAGUGAGGAUGAAAGUCCCAUCACGCCGUCCUCCUCUGCUAACUCAAACAGACGCGUCAGCCUCAGCACUGAAAAGAGCGGCGUCGAAGUGGAGCGACGGCACCUGGAGAAAAACUGGUCGCCUGGGUUUGUGGAAAACAGCGGAGAGGAGGAGGAAGAAGAAAAAGCUGCAGGAUUUGGGAGAAAUACUAAAGAAAGUGGUCAAGAUGUGAAACAGGAAAGGAAUGCRAGUUUAACAGAAGAUGAAUCGCUUGUGUGGACUCCAGGAGUCGUUCCUGCCUUUAACAUGGACAGUGACACGGAUGAGGAGGGAGAGGGAAGACCUGCUGAUCCACCAGUAAACACAGCCCCGUUCCACAUGGACAGUGAUACCGAUGUUGAUGAAGAUAUUUCAGACAAGUCUCCUAAAACUGUGUCUGAUGAAGCUGUCAAACCCACUGAUGUUGUGUCAGGUGUUCAGCCUGAUGACAGUGACACUGAUGUGGAUGAUGCUGCUGUGUCAGAAGCCAUCAUCUCAGCCAAAGCCACAUCAGCUCAGGCUGACUCUGAUUCUUCGAGAGGUUUCCACUUAGACAGUGACACGGACGUUGAAGAGGAAACAGCAGGACGAGGAACAAAAAACGACUCUGAAACUGAUGAAAUGCCUGAUGUGUCCGGAUCUGUUCCCACUGCUGCUCCUCUUAGUCUUGAUCCAGAAACAAAAACUGAACCUGUCUGUGGUCCUGCAGCUGGUGACCCCUCAGGAUCCCUCACCUGUCCAGCUGCAGCAGCUGAUCUGGACAUUGUAUCUGACAGUGACACAGAUGCAGAGGAGCAGAAUGUUGGACAUCUAGAUGUCCCAAACGUGUCUGGUAAAAUGUCCGGAUCUGAUGUGGACCCAGAUUUAGAUGAGCCCGGUGCUGGAGAUGGGGCGAAUCCAGCUGAGCUCGGAGGGAACAGUGAUACUGACGUGGAGGAGGAGGAGGAGGCAAAUAUCGGYGAGGAGGAAGAAGUUGAAAACAUGGAGACUCAGGCCUUCAUAAGCCCCUGUUCUGUUACUUUUGGACGACUUAAAGCAUCUGCUUUAACACUCAUAGUUCCGUCUUCCUGCUCAGACAGCCAGGAGGAUGAAGACUACGCUGUGGCUGAGACACAGUCGUUYCUUCUUCAGACCAGAGAUCAGCAGGCGGGGCUGCACCCAAACUCAGCGUCAGGACUCCAGUCUAAACCAGAUGACCGGUCCAACAGAGCGGACUCCUUCCAGCUGGGGUUGUCUGACAGCAGCCACCUGCAGAGUCAGGAGAGCACCCAGGUGUUUGAGUCAGUGGGAGGAAGAGGAGGAGGAGGAGGAGGAGUAAACCUGGAGGAGACCCAGGCUUAUAUCUCAGCUGCUUAUGAAGCAUCUGCAGAGAACGACCCCAGCCUGGAGGAAACRCAGCCUUAUGAGGAGAACCAGGAGCUUGUUAAAGAUUCUGAGAAAGAAGACUGUGCUAAUUUGGCCUUUGAAGCGACUCAGGCUUAUGUUUCAGAGCCUUACGGUGAUCCAGAGGAAGAUUCAGACGAUAAGAGACAAAAUGCAGCACAGGCUCAGAYUGCAGACUUCACACAUCGCUCGUCUACGCUCGCUGUGGCUGAAACCCAACCAGUGCUUUUUUCUGAGGAGGAAAGAUUAGAAACAAGUAAUUCUAUUUAUUCUGCUCACGUUAAACCCAGAACACAAACUGAAACAAAGGAAAAGAUCCUCUCUGAAGCAGUUUUUAUAGCUGAAACUCAGCCCGUGUGUACAGGUGACAACAAAGACGAUGAUGAAGACUUCUCACCGGAGCAUGAAGAGAAACAAACGCAGCCUUCUACUUGUUCAGCCUCAUCAUUAGCUGAAACCCAGCCCAUACAUGUCAGUGUUGCUGAAACUCAGCCGAUGCUUAUAGAUGAAGAUGACGAGUACUCGAUGCCGCUCACGCGAAAAAGAAAAGCUAAGCAGCUUCAUCUUGAAGAAGAGGAGUCUGAUCAGCUGACAGAUUCUAAUGCCUGCGUUGAACAAACCCAGCCCAUUGUAGCAAGUGAUGAAGAUGAUGAAGAUGGUUCAGUGCCAGGCCCACGUAAAAGAAAAGCAAAACCUCUGCAGCUGGAAGACGAGACACAGUCACAGGGUAAUUCGGCCGUUGAAUCCCAACGUGAGGGCAAGCCGAGCGAUGAGGAGAGCUUCAUUCCUCGGAAGAGAAAAGCAAAACCUCUGCCGGUGGAAGAGGAGCAGACUCAGCCUCUGGUUGGUUCUCAAGUGUCUGGUGUUUCAUCUCAGCCAGAAGUUAGAGGUGAGGAAGAGGAGAACGAUAGCGAAGUCUUGGUUCUUCCACGGAAAAGAAAAGUGAAGCAGCUUCAUCUGGAAGACGAGACACAGCAGCUUACCAGUUCUGAAUUCUCCUCUGCUGAAAUCCAACCUGACACAGCUGCAAAUCCACAAACAGGAGAAACACAUGAAGGGCAGACACAAGCUCUCACUUCUACUGACGUCUCUGCUGUAGAAGCUCAGCUGAUCAAGAGAGACGAGAAGAGUGAGGAGGAUUCGAUUCUGGGUCCACAAGCAGAAAAGCAGCCCCAAYCUGAUGAGACAGAACCAUCAACAAAUUCUGACAUCCUUUCAACUGGAACUCUCCCAAAAACAGAUGAAACAGACCAGUCUGGCACUUCAAAAUCAAGACAGACAAAGGUAAAAUUAGUGCAAGAAAAAAAGGAGGUAGAGUGUUYGGUACCUCCAAAGAGACCUACAAGAAAGGAAAGUACACUUCCAAAAACAAGAGGAAGGAGAGGAAAGGCAGAGGAUGAUAACGGCGAGGAAGAGCUAAAGCAAGAAAGAGGCAGGAUUAAUGCAAGGCUGCAAAAAGAUGAAGAGGAAAAAGAGAUGGGUGAUGGAGAAAGACAAGAGGAGACGGGGAUGUUGCGGACRACGGGAAAACUACAAAAAGGAAAAGCAAAAAAAGAAAUGGAAGGUGCCAAGAGAAUAAAACCAGAUGUACAGAGUGUAGAAAAGGAUGGAACGAGGAGUGAAGGAGCGACAGAGGAGGAACAUAAAGUGAGACUUGAGAGGGAGAAGGAGCAAGAACACCAAACAGAGCCUCAGACAGAAAAAGAAGCAAAAGAAAAGCAACUGCAGGGCGAGGAAGAGAAGCCGAAAKUUCCCGCAAAAGGCCGAAGGUCAACGAGAAAAACAACCGCCGGUCCUGCUGCUGAGCUGGAGACRAACUCGUCCGUUUCAACCAGCGAAGACUUCCCAGCCAGGAGAACCCGGUCUCGCUCCAACUCGUCCAACUCCAUCAGCUCCGAGAGGUCUGCUUCCAGCGCCGGCACCAGGGUGGGCCGAGGAAGAGGAGGAAAGAGAGAGCUGCUCCAGACACCCGUCAGCAGGAGCAGCCGGCGGAGGGUGACGGUGGCCGUAAUACCCGUGGAGCAGAACUCCUGCAGCUCAGAGGUGUCCAGCUGCAGAGCGAGGGGGGGUCGGCAGCAAGGAAGAGGGAGGAGGAAAAUAUUAUCUGAUGCAUCCUCAUCUGAAACUCUGCAGAACAAUUACAUAAAAGUGUCACACUCUCCACGGGCUGCUACCAGUAGGGGGCAGCAGAAGGUCGAUGCAAAUGAAUCMAAACCUUCAGUUUUAAACAAUGAGGACCAGUCAAGCCCAGAAAAAUCACCUCCUCCUAAAAGAAAUGUCAGGGGCAGAGGUCAAAAAGCUGUAAGGACUGAAAACGUGGAGGAACACGUAGCUCCUGUCAGUAAUGCUGAUGAAGGAAGAAACAGRAGARACAGAAAAAAGACCGYGUCRGAGACGAAUCCAAACGUAGAUGGUAAAGUUUCCAAAGACGGUGUGCAAAAAACAUCAGAAGAAAAAGAGAAAGAUGAGCAAGAGCAUAAAAUUCCUGCAACUGUCCAGGUGAGGAGAACAGGUAGAGCUUCCAGCGCUCAAACAAAUAAGAGUGUAAAAGAACCUCCUCCUGAAGAGGAGGUAAAAGAUGGUGAUCAGAAGAAGGUGGAGGCGGCUGAGAAGAAAACCAGAGKUCGGACGCCGGUGGUCCAGAAAAGUAAAAAAGAGGAGCUGAAGGAAGCUGCGUCUUCCGCAAAACAGACGGCAAAGGUGGACRCAUCAAAGCAGCCUCAAACACCGACCAGUAAUGUUUCCCGGAAGCGACAGGCCUCCUCGGACUCCUCUCCUUUGGCAAAGUCUCCUCGCUCCUCGUCUGGCUCCCCAGCAGCGAGUGCUCGACUUCGGGCUGGGAGCAAAGCCUACAAGGUGCUGUUCACGGGGGUCGUGGAUGAAACAGGGGAGCGAGUGUUGACUCGAUUAGGAGGYAGCAUGGCUAAAGGCGUGGUGGACAUGAACUGUCUGGUGACAGAUAAAGUGCGGAGGACAGUUAAGUUCCUGUGUGCCGUGGCCAAAGGURUCYCUGUCGUCACCACGGACUGGCUGGAAAAGAGUGGUAAAGCUGGAAGCUUCCUUUCUCCUCAUGCUUUUAUUGUGAAAGAUCCAGAGCAGGAGAAGAAGUUCAGUUUUUGYCUGCAGGACUCUCUGGAGACGGCCAGGAGUCAGCCUCUCUUGCAGGGAUAUGAGAUCCAUGUCACUAAGUCGGUGAAGCCAGAGCCAGUCCACAUGAAAGAAAUCGUUUGCUGCAGCGGAGCCGUCUUUCUACCAAAGAUGCCCUCGUCUCAUAAGCCUCAGACUGUAGUGAUUUCCUGCGAGGAGGACUGGCGACUGUGUGGCCCCGCCGUGUCUGCAUCGCUCCCCGUCGUCACCGCCGAGUUCCUUCUCACGGGGAUCCUGCAGCAGAAACUUGACUUUCAGACCCACGCACUUCCUCCUGCAGCUAACUGCCAACCUGCAGGGGACAGAGGACGGUCCAAGAGGAAGACUUAGAACGAGAUAUCAGGCCAGAUUAAAAUCAGAGACCGAUAGGAACACUUGUGAGUCUACUGUUUGUAAAAACGCUACAAGAUACCAUUCUUCCCUUUAAUGCAAACACACUCUUUUAUGCUUUUUUUUUUUUUAGCUGACAAAUAUUUACAGCUUAUUUUCACACACGAGUCUAAUGUCAGCUCAGCAGUUUUGUACGGAUGCUCUCUGUCUCAUAAAUUUUAUCACGCUCUGAUGUUUCAUCUUAUAAACCUGAAACAACGGUGACGUUAUUUCUUCUCAGGCAACAAACAGAGUAGUUUAUCAGGUUCAGUUUAUCUGUUUAAAUCAUGUGUGUGUGUUAGAACAGUUUAAAUCCAUUUUGCUUCAACGGUCAGCAAAUGUAAGAAGCAACAAGCCUUCCUGACAAAAAAAAAAAAAAGAAACAUGCAUAGUGCCUUUUAUACUGAGGCGAUCGUGAACUCAAAGGUGUGUCUGUUGCUCCUUUUCUCCAUUAAGCAGCUCCACUCCAUUAGAGCAUCAUUCAAUCUCAUUGCCUUGAGGGAGAGUUACACUCAGCCAUCAGCAUCUGACUGYUGAUGCUGCUUCCACAUCAAGAUUUUAUCCUGUCUAUUAUGUCUGUUGAUACUGCCUCUUCACUUUGUGUAUACAGGAGAAAAUAGACCCCCACACAGAAGUCACAUUAGGUUUUACUUGAAGCAAAUACUAAUACGUUUAUAGUGUGUCAACAGUCUUUUACCUUGUUGCCCCAGCAUGUGAAAUAAUAAAAUCAUGAAAAUAUUAAACAUAUUCUUUCAACUGGAA